Oncorhynchus tshawytscha (Chinook salmon) is the source of this 7225-nucleotide messenger RNA. Its product is annotated as rootletin. Lineage: Eukaryota; Metazoa; Chordata; Actinopteri; Salmoniformes; Salmonidae. The record is from RefSeq and is a predicted model, not a curated record. Bases 325 to 6441 code for a protein of 2038 amino acids. The transcript has 38 exons.
AUUUACAGUCUGCUAAUCCCCUUAUCCUCAAUCUUUCUCCGACAGUCCUGUAGAGGAUGGAGCAGGACGCACCUGUGGGACGUGGGAGAAAUUCUGAGAUUCCAACAAACUCACAACUUUCUGUACAGCAGACACAUUUUUUUGUUUUAUAGUUGCUAGUGUGUCGUUCAUUUAGAUACGCAUUUAACCGCGUGCAUCCGUUAAUUUGGAUCUAAAUCGAACGGUUAAUCCUAUUUGAAAAAGCUACCAGCGCACGGGACUGGAGCGGAACGUUUAUUUUUCGUCUCUUUUUGCUGUUUUUGGAUUAAAAUCAACCGUUUCUCAAUGAGCGACACGGAAAAUUACAGCUCGGAUUCCAAAUUGGAAUCUGUAAUACAGAGGGUGGAGGAGAGUGUGCUGUCUGAGGAGAAGAGGCUGACGGUCAGAGGUGCCUCCCCAGAAGACCCAACUACGUGUCUACCUGCACGGGUACGAACGAUUGUCACCAAGAACCUCAAGGAGAGCUCACCAGGAACCAGGUUCUCAGUGAUGUCUGUCCAAGAGGAGAACCGGGUGCUGCAGGUAGAGCUGGGAAGGCUGGAAGACCUGCUGGCCCAUAGCAAGGCGGACCGCGAUGAGCUGGCUAUCAAAUACAGCGCAAUCAGCGAGAGGCUAGAGCAUGCGCUCUGCCUGGAGACGGGUGACGGGGAGCAGGAUUCACCAGAGUCUCGCAGCCUGGCUCAGCAGAACGUGGACCUGCGCCGGCGUCUGGAUGAGGAGCAGGCGGCCUACAAGCGUAAACUCACAGCCUACCAGGAGGGCCAGCAGAGACAGGCUCAGCUGGUGCAGAAGCUGCAGGCCAAGAACACACAAAUGAACACAAAACAGGUCCUGCAGUACAAGAAGAGGUGUGGAGAUCUAGAGCAGACUCUAGUGGAGAAGUCCUCAGAGCUGGAGCAGCACAGACUGAGUGGUCGUUGUGAUCUGUCCAGCAACAGUCACCGCGGAGAAGAGGUGGAUCCAUGCUGCGACUUGGAAAAUGCUCUGAUUCGGUUGGAGGAGGAGCAGCAAAGGAGCAGCAGUCUGUCUGCAGUGAACGCCAUGCUGAGAGAGCAGUUGGAGCAGGCAGGACUGGCCAAUGAGGCACUCAGCCAGGACAUACGCAGGCUCACUGCUGAUUGGUCUAAAUCCAGGGAGGAGCUGGAGCAGAGGGAGUCUGAUUGGAGGAGGGAGGAGGAGUCUUUCCACAGUUAUUUCAGCAGUGAGCACAGUCGUCUACUGUGCCUAUGGCGACAGGUGGUGGGCUUCCUGAGGCAGGUGUCUGAUCUGAAGAGCGCUACAGAGAGAGACCUGUCUGACAUGCGUAACGAGCUGGUACAGACCUCCCACUCUAUCCAGUCAUCCUGCUCUGGCCUGUCCUCCACGAUGCGCAACCGGGAGGGAGGGGCGGCCCUGGCUCUGGAGCGGGAGGUGGCGCUGCGGGGGCAGCUGGAGCUGCAGCUCAGAGAACGGGUGGCCGAGAUGAUGAGCCUGCAGACCAGGACAGACGCAGAGAGGGCCGAGCUCAACGCCAGACUGUCAGAUGCAGUGCAAGAGUGGGAGAGGCUGAAGGGGCAGACUGAGGAGAGAGACAGAGACAUGGCCUCUCUGACCAGGAGACUGGAGGAGCAGAAUGGCAACGAUGAGACAGACAUGCAGGUGAUGAGAGCUCAUACUGAAACACUGCUGGACACACUGAGAGACAUCGCACAGACUGUCCUGUCCGAUGGGGACUCGUCAUCAGAGGCAGACCAGGAGAACACCGGAGCUCCUCUAUUGGCUCUGCUCCGUGGCUCCUCCCCUCACCGCUCCUCGUCAUCACGGCGAUCCAUCUCUCCCAGACGCUACUCCUCGUUGGCACCCAUCCCAGAAGCCAGCCUGUCUGCCCUGCGCUCUGCUGUCAACAGCAGACAUCUCCAGCUGCAGGAGGUCCGGGGGUGCCUGUCCUCUGCCCAUUCAUCAUUGCAGACACUGCGCAGACAGCUCGCAGAGGCGGAGUCAGCCAAGCGAGAGGCAGAGCAGCGCAGUCGGACCCUGCAGGGAGAGAGGGAUGGAUUUCAGAUAGAAAAAGACACCACGCAGAGAGAGAGAGAACGUCUGAAACAAGACAGAGACACACUGGCUAGCGAGAAGAUGGCUGUGGAGAAGGCAGCCCAGACAGCUCUGAUCAAGGCCCAGAUCCUGCAAAUGGACUGUGAAAAGCUGCAGCAGGCCGUGACGUCGGCCCAGAGAGAGAGGGAUCACGAGAGAGAGGAGAAGGAGGCCGUUCUGCAGGAGAGAGACCGAGCCAAGGCUGAGACCGAACGAGUUCAGAAGCAGUGGGAGCAGAGUGAGAGCCGGGCGUCUGUCCAGCGAGGGGAGCUGUCUGUAGUGAGAGAGAUCCACCACCAGGCAGAGGUAGAGAAGCAGCUGCUGGAGGGGGAGAAGACCCAGCUCACUGAGGCUCUGAACCGGGCUGAGAGCAGUAAUGCAGAGCUCUCUCUGCUGGUCAAUAAGCUUCACUCUGAGGAGGCUGCCCUCCAAGACUCUCUGGCCAAGAUGGGCAGCAUGAACGAGGGCCUGGCCCAGGACAAGUCUGACCUCAACUCCAUCAUCUGCCAGCUGGAGGAGGAGAAGGCCCAUCUGCACUCCCAGAAGCGUGAGGCGGAGCAGGAGAAGCUGACCAUCAGAGAUGAGCUGGUCCGAGUGGAGCAGGACAGACUAGAGCUGGACACCGCCCGCCUCGCCCUCCACCAAUCACUGCAAGAGUCCGAGCUGAGCAGGGUGGGGAUGGAGGCGGAGCUUCAGAGUCUCCGGGCAGAUAGAGUGAAGCUGCAGGACAAAGUCACUCAGUUGUGUGGCGAGGUGAGCUCUCUGGGGGCGGAGUUGGGUAUGGCCCGGGGUGAGGAACAGAGGCAGGGCGUGGCCCUGGAGGAAGUAGGGCGGGGCAGAGUGGAGCUGGCUAGAGAGAGGGCGGGGCUGGUGGUCCAGCUAACUGCGUCAGAGAGAGAGAACACCAACCUGACUGAGGAGCUGGCCACAUUCAGGUCGGAGCGGGAGGCCCUGGAGACCAGCCUGUUUGAGGAGCAGCAGCAGCUGGUGCAGCUGGAGUCUGGCAGAGAGCAGCUGGAGACAGAGAUCCAGAGCUUGCGUCUGCGCUGUGAGACAAACACUGCGGAGCUGAGGCGUGUGCGUGCUGAUGGGGAGAAUGCACUGGCACAGAGUGAGAGGGAGAGAGCGGCUCUGAGCCAGGCCCUGAGCAGCACCCAGCAGGAGUUCCAGAAGGCCCUACGCACCACCAUCAAUGACCACCAGGAGGAGGCAGAGAGACUGACCGCUGAGAAGGAGGCCCUGCGUCACAGUCUGGAGUCUGAACAGGAGGGGGCACUACGCCGAGUCAGACAGGAGGCCGAAGAGCAGCACCUCAGAGCCGAGAGAGACCGGGAAGACCUGAGAGAUGAAGUGAGGAGUCUGCAGCACGACAGAGACCAGAGUCUGCUACAGGCAGAGACAGAGAAACAACAGAUGCUGUCCCAGAAGGAAACAGAGAAGGCUGUGCUGUCUGAGAGAGUGUCCAUCCUGCAGGCAGAGCUGGGUACUGCAGCCCUGGAGCUGGACAGACUAGCCAGAGAGGCAGCUCAUUACAAAGACCAGGAGAGGGCCUCAGUGGGAGCUCUGACCAUUGAGUUACUGGAGCUUCGCUCUCAGCUGGAGGAUGCUGACAGUGUUCAUGAUCGGGAGCUACACAGGCUGCAGGAGAACUGCACUGACCUACAAACACACACGGACAUUGCACUCAAAGAGUUGGAGGAGUGCAGAGCUUCUCUCUCAGCCAGUGAGGAGAGCCGAGACCAGGUGAGGCGGGACAUGAUGGAGAUGGAAAGGCGCCUCAACCAAACCCGGGACACUGGAGAGGGGUACAGAAGGGACGGUGUGGAGCUACGGCGCACCCUCGGUGAUGUCACCAAGGAGAGAGACACUCUCAGCCUAUCAAAUGCCCAACUGAGAGAGACACUGAGAAGUGCAGAUACUGAAAGAAUCAGUGUAAAGCGUCAAUGUGAGGAGAAGGAGCAGCGGCUGGCUGUUCUGGAGGAGAGCCUGUCGUCUGCCCAGAGAGAGGUGGCUGAACUCCGCAGCUGUUUGAGAGAGGUUGAGAGGUCACGACUGGAGGCCUGGAGAGAGCUGCAGGAGAUACGCAGACAGGUGAAGGUGCUUGAUGGAGAGAAGGAACAGAAAGGGAAGGAGGUGGCUGAGCUGCAGACACGUCUCUCCCUGGAGGAGCAGAGAGAGGAGGAGAGAGGGAGGGCGAUGUUCUCUCUCAAACAGAAGCUGGUCGAGGCUGACACAGCCAUGACCUCCAUCAAGAAAGAGCUGUCCAUCCUCCAGAGGCGUCUGACAGAGUCAGAGUCAGGCUGUCGGGGUUGUGAGAGGGAGCUGACGGCCCAGCUGCAGGAGGCCCGGGGCUGUGAGAAGAAGCUCCAAGAUGAGGCCAGGAACCUGUCCCUGCGGGCCCAGACAGCCCAGGACUCCCUCACCCUGUCUAGCCUGCAGCUCAGCGAGGCCCAGGGCCGCCUGGCAGCCACCGAGGCAGAGCUGGCCCGGUCCGAGGCCGGACGCAGGGAGCUGGAGUUCCGCCUGGGCAGCCUGCAGUCGGCGCUGACCCGUACACUGGGCAUCGGAGUGGGGGGCCGAAGCAGUGCCAGCUGGGGCAGGAGCCCCAGGGGGAGCUCCCCAGCAGCAUCCCACAGCAGCAUCACACGUCACCGUAGCCUCUCGCCCCUACGCUGCUCACUGUCGCCCCCUAAAGAUUUUGGAGGUUCGACCCCUGACAACACGUUGGGCUGCUCCAGGCAGAUCUCCCCAGAACGGGGUGACACGCCCCUCCCCAUGCCUCUGCCUGAGCUGGACCCUGAGACGCUGCGCUGCGGCCUCAGAGACUUCCUCCAGGACAUCCGAGACUCUCGGAGAGAGAGGGACGAGGCUCGGUGCCAGUUGGGGGCGCUACAGAGUGUGCUGGAGGAGAUGACGGGGGAGAGAGACUCCGCCCAGAACCACCUUUCUCAGCUACACAACACACUGCAGGAGUGCCAGGAGGGUAAGCGUUGUGUUGACGGGCGUCUGAGCUCCACCCAGGCCAUGCUCCAGCAGCAGGAGGAGACGGUGAGGAGGGGAGAGAGGGAGAGGAGGGCCCUCACUGACAGAGUCAAGGUUCUGGAGAGAGCCCUGCAGACUGCAGAGACGGAGAGGAAACAUACACAGGACCAGUUGAGUAAGCAGCGUGCGGGCGAGGUGCGUCUGGAGGCUGAGCGGAGGAGACUGCAGGAGGCCCUGGAGACUGCCGAGGCCCGGGGGACCAGGGUGGAGCUGGGGAGACGCAGCCUGGAGGGGGAGCUGCAUAGACUCAAACUGAGCCUCGGGGACAGGGAGGCUGAGAGCCAGGCCACCCAGGAGCGCCAUGACGUACUACUCAAACAGGUGGCAGAGGGGGAGAGCCGUGUGACGUCGCUCAAGAGAGAGGUGGAAAGGCUGAGCCAAGCUCUGUCUAAAGUCCAUGAAGGAGAGGCCUGUCUCAGAGAGAAGACCCAGAACCUUUCACAGAGCCUCCAGGAGGCCACGGCUGCCCACAGCGCCACCCAGGGGCGCCUGGUCGCACUGCAGAAGACCCUGGGGCUGGCCGAGCAGGACCGCAGGCAUCUACAGGAACGAGUGGAUGUAGCACGGGCCUCCCUGGCGGAGGGGAAGAGAGGCAUGGUGGCCCUCACUGAGCGAGUGCAGAGCCUUCAGACUGAGCUGACCCAGAGCGAGCUGAGACGAGGAGAGCUGGAGGCAGAGCUGGCCCACACACAGGAGGCCCUGCGUCAACGGUCCACCAGUCUGACAGAGGCCCAGUACAGUGCCCAGUCAGCCCAGGCAGAGAGAGCAGCUGCAGAGGAGAGGCUGCGGGGGCUGCAGAGGGCCGUGGCCGUGCUGGAGACCGAGAAGAAAGAUGCGGAGAGACAGGCUGUCCGCCUGGAGAAGGACAAAAAUGCAUUGAGAAAUACACUGGACAAGGUGGAGCGUCAGAAGCUGAAGACUGAGGAGGGUAGCAUGCGUCUGUCUGCAGAGAAGGGCCUCCUGGAUCGCUCCCUCACCACUGCCGAGCAGGAGCUGCAGAACGCACAGAGACAGAUAGCAGUGCUACAGGCCCAGCUGGCUGAGAUGGAGCAGUCCCACAAUGAGAGUGAGAGCUCUGUCCUCCAGCAUGAUGAGGUGCUGCGUGAGGCGGAGAAGCUGAGGGUCGCCCAGAGGGAGUUAGAAAGGAUUCUGGCUGCCCGGGACAGAGCCCACCGCCACCGUGUCAAAGGCCUGGAGGAGCAGGUGUCCACUCUGAAGGACCAGCUACAGCAGGAGAUGAGUCGUAGACAGCCCUCUCUACCCACCUCCCUCAUAUCUGGGGGGAACUGAGCACUGAGCAGCGCUCCCUGUGUCCCUCCAUGGGUACUACAGCCCACUAACAGCUCCAGAACCAGUAUCACAUCAUCAGCUCCUCUGUCUUGACACACGCCUCUCCUCCUACUCAGGGAGAAAGUCAGCGACGCCACGGGAGGAGACUGUGGGUGAUAAAAGUGUCAUCCAGCACAACAGAGGAAUGAGAUCCUCAUCUCUGCCAGUAUAUACAGUUGACCAGGGUUCCCUUCCACACACACACCAGCAUACAAUGGGAGAACAGUCUGAGUCACUGUUUGAGCACUAGGCAACAAAUUGAUCAGUCCUAUGAAGAAACUACUGUACCGUCCAUCUUGCUAGUAUUUGGUUGAGAUUGACCCAACUAGUUUGCCUGGACUAAUAGAUGGACACUAUUAUAUGUAGAGCACAUGAUAUAUAGACAUGAGAUGAAAUAUUUAUGCACUGUAUGUGUGUACUGUUUGUGAUUUUAGAUGUGUGUGUGUACUGAACAAAAAUAUUAAUGCAACAAUUUCAAAGAUUUUACUGGGUAACAGUUCAUAGAAGGAAAUCAGUCAAUUGUACUAAAUUCAUUGGGUCUUAAUCUAUGGAUUUCACAUGACUGGGCAGGUGCACAGCCAUGGGAGGGCGUAGGCCCACCCACUUGUGAGCCAAACCCAGCCAAUCGGAAUGAGUUUUCCCCACAAAAAAAUAAGUUUUAUUACAGACAGAAAUAAUCCUCAGAACCCCCCAUCCCCCUCCUCAGACGAUCCCGCAGGUGAAGAAGCUGGAUGUGGAGGUCCUG